AUGUCGUCACUAACCAACCCAACCACCGUAAUGGAGGAGGAGGAGGUGCCUGUAGCUGCUCCAAUCCGACGAGGAAACAAGAACCCACGACGGUACAGUUUGGUGCAUCAAGCGAGUUGUGAGACUCAGCAUCACAUUGGAAUUCGACGUCAGAAUACUAUUCAACAUCGAAAGCAACUGACGGAUCAGAUGAGAGAACAGAAAAUCCUUCAACAACUCAACGACGAAGGCGUCGAAGUCAUCUUUGCUGCCAACGACGUCUCAUCUAUUGACUUCUCCGUCAUCGUCACGUCUACUGACUACAUCUCCACUUUUGUUUCUGAUAUUCUCUACAACAUGAAAUCCGCAGGUGUCCAAAUCUGCCACGUGGAAACCCGCGAAUCAAAAGCUGUCUCUGGUCAUGAUGUUCUUCUGGAUUGUCGUGCCACUAAGAACCAGCUGAUUAAGGCGGCAGAGCUCUUGACUCAAAACCACGUGGCACUCACUCACUUCUCCAUUUUCUCUAAGAAAUCUGUGGAGAAGAGCCAAUCAAUGAUCUGGUUUCCUCGCCAUAUAAGUGAGCUGGAUCAGUGCUCGAAGUGUAUCACAAAGUAUGAACCAACAACGGAUCCACGACAUCCAGGACAUGGAGAUGACGAAUAUAUAGCUAGAAGAAAGUUCUUGAACGAUCAGGCUUUAGAGUUCAAGUUCGGCGAUGAGAUUGGAUAUGUUGAGUAUACCGAGGAUGAGCAUGCCACUUGGAAGGCUGUCUACGAAAAGUUAGGCGGUCUACACGAGUCACACACUUGUAGUGUGUACCGUCAGAAUUUGAAGAUUCUCCAGAAGGAGAAGGUUCUGACGGCGGAUCGUAUUCCACAGAUUCGCGAUGUCAACAAGUUUUUGCAAAAAAAGACUGGCUUCGAGCUUCGUCCAUGUUCUGGUCUUCUCUCGGCUCGUGACUUCCUUGCCUCCUUGGCUUUCCGUGUCUUCCAAACCACCACUUAUCUACGCCACCACAAGUCUCCACAUCAUUCCCCAGAACCUGACCUAAUUCAUGAAUUACUUGGACACGUCCCAAUGUUCUCUGACCCGCUUUUAGCGCAAAUGUCCCAAGAUAUCGGGCUGAUGAGUCUAGGAGCAAGUGAUGAACAUAUCGAAAAACUGGCCACGGUUUACUGGUUCAUUGUUGAAUUCGGCUUGUGCAAAGAGGAUGGAAAACUCAAGGCAAUCGGUGCUGGUCUCUUAUCUGCUUACGGAGAACUUAUUCACGCCUGCUCAGAUGCUCCAGAACACAAAGACUUUGAUCCAGCGGUCACAGCUAUUCAGAAAUAUGAAGACGAUGAUUAUCAGCCGCUUUAUUUUGUGGCUGAUAGCAUUCACGACGCUUUGGCAAAACUUCGAAAGUAUGCAUCAUCUAUGGACCGCCCAUUCUCGGUGGUUUAUGAUCCGUUUACCAAGUCGAUUGAGACAAUCCAAUCGAGUGCCGAUCUGGAAAAGGCGUUUAGUCGUCUCUCGAACGAUUUGAGUGCGAUCACCCAUGCAGCUGAUCGGAUGAAAAUCUCAAUUACUGCCUAA
This is a messenger RNA of Caenorhabditis briggsae, 1554 nucleotides long. RefSeq names its product Protein CBR-CAT-2 (gene Cbr-cat-2). Gene Ontology annotation, cellular component: cytoplasm; axon; perikaryon. Gene Ontology annotation, molecular function: tyrosine 3-monooxygenase activity; iron ion binding. Bases 1 to 1554 code for a protein of 517 amino acids. NCBI's taxonomy places the organism in Eukaryota, Metazoa, Nematoda, Chromadorea, Rhabditida, Rhabditidae. The record is from RefSeq and is a predicted model, not a curated record. The transcript is spliced from 6 exons. Gene Ontology annotation, biological process: dopamine biosynthetic process from tyrosine.